Heterocephalus glaber (naked mole-rat) is the source of this 1921-nucleotide messenger RNA. Lineage: Eukaryota; Metazoa; Chordata; Mammalia; Rodentia; Bathyergidae. The record is from RefSeq and is a predicted model, not a curated record.
UACAUAAGGUAAUUAGCAGUUUAUGAUUUCAGUAUUUUCAGCCACUUUAAGAUUAAAAUGGUAAAAAACAAAUAGUUUGUGCUAUGUGGGCUGCACCUUGUAAAGCAACACAUUUUUAUCCUUCUUACAUAUUAGUUUGAUUUGUCUUGAUCUCUCAAGUGUAACUUACUUGCAUAAUAUUUACUUGGUACAAAUAAAAUAUCUAAAGAAGAAUACUUAGCUGAGAAAUUAAAUUGCUAUAUUCAGAACCAGCAAAGCAUGUCAUGAUAAGAUUUCCAGUAACACACAGGCAUGGAAAUAGUUGUGGGGAAUAGUGGGAUAAAUUGCAGACUAUUAUUUCAAAGGCUCAUUACAGUCUUUCCCCUGUCACUUUGGUUGAGGAUGUGUUUACAGGUUUAUUUCCCAAAAGAUUAGUGAGUUGCAGACUACUUUUAGAUCAAAAUUCAUUUCCCUGACCUGGUUUCAGAUCUCACAAAUGCCUGCCACUGGGCAUCAAAAUUACAAAUGAAGCUUCAAGACUGGAAAAACAAAUCAGAUCUAUGUCAUGCUCGAGCAAGCAAAAGAACAAAGCUGUUUCAAAACAAACAUCUUAGGACUCAAAAGACAAAGACAAUGAAUUCACUUGACCUUGGGAAUCUUGCAGAAGUACAGUUUUGCUUUCCAUCGGUCAAUAAUUCAUGUCUUAGAAAGGAGAGGCCCAUGCCAAUUGUCUACACCAUGUACGUCUUCAUAAUCUGUUCCAUAGUGAUGACCAUGCUGGGCAACAUGGCUGUGAUCAUUUCCAUCACCCACUUCAAGCAGCUCCAUUCCCCAACCAACUUCCUCACCCUCUCCAUGGCCACCACUGACUUGCUGGUAAGCUGUGUGGUCAUGCCUUUCAGCAUGAUCAGGUCCAUCGAUUCCUGCUGGUACUUCGGAGACAUCUUCUGCAAAGUGCACAGCUGCUGUGACAUCAUGCUCUGCACCACGUCUAUUUUUCAUCUCUGCUUCAUCUCCGUUGACCGCUACUAUGCUGUUUGUGACCCCCUGCACUAUGUCACCAAAAUCACUAUGCCUGUCAUAGAGUUCUUUCUGGUCAUCAGUUGGACUGUUCCCAUGUUUUUUGCCUUUGGCCUGGUCUUCUCAGGAUUAAAUGAAGUAGGUACAGAAGAUUUUAUUGCAGCCAUUGACUGCACAGGUUUGUGUGUGUUGAUAUUUAACAAGCUCUGGGGGGUGCUGGCCCCUGUUAUAUCUUUCUUUAUUCCUGGGACAGUCAUGGUGGGGAUUUACAUACACAUUUUCACAGUAGCCAGGAAGCAUGCCAAGCAAGUUGGCACAGGUCCUAGGACAAAACAGGCUGACUCAGAAACCAGAAUGAAGGUGACAUCCAAAACAGAAAGCAAGGCCACCAAGACUCUAAGCAUGGUCAUGGGAGUGUUUGUAGUGUGCUGGUUGCCGUUCUUUGUCUUGACAAUCUUAGACCCUUUCAUUGAUUUUACAACUCCAGAAGAUUUGUCUAAUGUCUUUCUGUGGCUGGCUUAUGCUAAUUCUACUUUCAAUCCCAUUAUUUAUGGCAUGUUUUAUCCUUGGUUUCGCAAUGCUUUAAGGAUGAUUGUCACAGGGAGGAUCUUCAGCCCAGAUUCUUCCACUCUGAGCUUGUUUCCUGCCCAUUCUUAGGCAAUGUUCUUCAUUUGCAAAGAUUCUUUUCUAUUAGGAAACCUUCAAUGAUUUCUCCUCAAAUAUAUUGGCAUGAACUCAGCAGACGAGGAGAUUCUUUCAAAUGCCAUAAUGGACACCUUCCUGUGAACAAUAGAUCUAGUCUUACUGGUAAACCUAAGCUACCAAAGUGGUCCGUGUUUGGGCUUCUGGGGAGGGUAUCUCCAAUAAAAUGAACUCUCCAAAGAUUGCUAAUUUCUGAACUUUCAAAAAUAGGAAUCAAGGG